AUGUUUUGUUCACAGUUUGCGACGCCUCGACCCGGCGGGGAGUCUUCGUGUUUGCAAGGCCCCGACUGUUUUAUGUGCUGGGAGAAUUGUGAGUUACUCCAAUCGAAUUAUCAAGUGUGGGGAGCGGUCUGCGAUGAGAAGGACAUUUGUUUCCCGGGUUGCAAAGUUGCUUGUGAGUUCCACGCAGAAGCGGCAAGGGCGUCUCAGACGCAACCAGUAAUUCAUACUAAAGGCGAAGGCGUGAUGCGAGUAAGCGGUGCACUCGCUCGUUGGCCCCCACCAGCCCCCCGAGCUACGACUCGACCGGCACCCCUAGUUUACGUAGUGAUGCGUCGCGCCGCAGAAGGACCCUGGCGACAAAUCAUACAAACCCAAGCCCUGGCUACACGCGUUCCUUCAAACAACGAAGGUGCCCUACUGCGUGUACUAGUUGUCGAUCCCUUAGGCCUUGUAACGAUCUACAGCCCGGACGAAACUUGGGUAGCUCACGACAGCAAUACAUCCAACCACGACGAACACAAAUGGAUCCUAAAAGAAAUUUCGCUCAUUCAUCAAAAAGUUCUCGUCAUCGGCGAAAUCGCUUGGGAACCGAGGAUAGCUCGCGGUGUUUAUCUAGUGACGUGGGAGGUUGAUGGAGGUGGUUUAAAGGGGAAUCUAUUCACAGAUUCCACUAGAGUUACAUUAUCUCUGUGGCCAGAUACCAUUUAUCAUAUUCAAGUGGAACUGGUUUCUCGCACGCCGGGUGUUGAUAAUGAAAAAUCGGAGACCAUGACAAUAGAUACUAGCCGCGCUCAACGUGUUUCGACGGAGAGCGUGCAAGACGUCGAAGUGAGUGAAGGCGAUCGUCUUAUGUCUGUUCUAGUGAGUUCGAUGAGGGGAGAACGUGUGCCGGAGCGCGCCCCAGACUCUGAAUUAGUCUUAGGAUGUCUUUCCGCAAUGAUAGCUUUCGGAUUAGCCGUUCUCGCCGCAAUCAUUUGGAGACGAAGACGACGCGGUACCUUCCCAGGAACCAAUGUGUAUGUGGGGUCCUCGUCUGUCCUGAAACGUAAAUUAGUGGAAGACUUCACUCCGACCGGGCACUGUUUUCAACCUGUGCUAGCUCCGCAAACUCCAACCAACGUUCCCCCUUCGAGGGAUGUCGUAGUGUGA
This is a messenger RNA of Leptosia nina, 1149 nucleotides long. NCBI's taxonomy places the organism in Eukaryota, Metazoa, Arthropoda, Insecta, Lepidoptera, Pieridae. The record is from the annotation of a GenBank genome assembly.